AUGGCGCCACGCGACGCACUGAGUGAGAAGUCUCCGCUGCUGCCAACUACGGCGGCUUCCAGCUCCGAGGAGCCGGCGGUGGAUGUCCAGAAGGAGUUCCUGGGUCUGUCCUCCAUCGCGCUGCAGGUAUCGCUCGCUACAUUCGCGCGUAUCGCGCUGUACUCUAUCGACUACGUCUUCUUGGGGCAUCUGGGCACGACAGAACUGGCUGCAGCCUCUUUGGCGUCCGUGUGGACUACAGUGCCGCUGCUGACCGUGUGGUCCAGUAUGUCGGCCAUUGUGACGCUCUGUGGACAAGCGUGGGGAGCUGGCAACGCCAAACUGACGGGUAUCUGGCUGCAAAUGGGAUUAAGUCUGGUGACGCUGUGCACUCCUGCGUUGAUGCUGUACUACUGGUUCGUGGAGUUCGGACUGCGUGCGUCUACAAACGACAAGGAGGUUGUGCGUCUCGGUAUCCGCUUCUCGCGUGUCUUGAUGUUCUCAAUCUGGCCGAACCUCGUGUACGUCUGCUUGCGACUGUACUUCCAGGCCAUGGGGGUGAUGAUGCCGACGACGGUGGUGGGUACACUGUCGAUGGUGGUGUCUGUUGCAGCCAACUACUUUUUCAUCUACGGUGCUUUGGGCUGGACAGGGCUCGGAUUCGACGGGUCUGCGCUGGCAACGGUGGUGGCUUCGUGGUUCCAGCCUGCAGCUCUCACUUGGUACUGUGUCCUUUACAAGAAAAUGCAUCUGCAAGCGUGGGGUGGCUGGGACUUUAGCGAGUUCACCCGUGAGCGCAUGACUGUGUUCUACAACAACUCUGCUCCUGCAGCAGUCAACAGCUUGGUGUCCAAUGUGGCGUCCUCGUCGCUGUCUCUAAUCGCAGCCUGGCUGGGGCCCGAUAUCAUCGCUGCCAACGCGAUCGUAUCGGGUUUCUGGCGCUUGCUGUGGGCGCUUUUCUGGGGUUUUGGGUCCGGCACACAGAUCCGCGUGUCCAAUUUGCUGGGGGCUAACCGACCGAAGGCUGCCAAGACGUUAGGGAUGCUUGGAUUUGGAUGCACCGUUGUCACGGUGACGCUGCUCGCAUUGGUCACGCUUCUGUUCCGCGCCGAUGUGUUCCGAUUGUACACGAACGACGGCGACUUGCUCAACGUGUGCACGUCGGUGCUGCCUGUCUUCAUUGUGGCCUUCAUGGUGGAGGCUACUGAGAUGGUUUUCGCCUCGAUCCUGUCGGCUAUGGGUCAAGUGCAUAUCACGGCGUGGACCAGUACGCUAGCGACGUGGCUCGUGGAGCUGCCAGCUGCGUAUGUGCUUGCCAUCGUGCUGGAGGGAGGCUUCGCAGCGCUCUGGUACUCGAUCUGCCUCAUGGAGGUGCUCAAGCUGGUCGUGUACGCGAUCGUGCUGCGUCGGAUCGACUUUGCAGAGAUGGCACGCGAAGCUGUCAAGAAUAUGGAGGUGGAGGACGAGGAGGUGGAAGUGAAUGUUGCAGUGGCUGAGGGAGGCACCACGGCUCUUGGUGCCAACACUGGUCUGCCGUCACCUGCUCCAACUACGCUCCUGACGCCUACGGGUCUUGUGCAUCAAUGGGACCACGUAGAUGAUGGCCACACCAACGCCAACCCAAGGGGCAAUCUUAGCUGA
Molecule: messenger RNA, 1620 nt
Organism: Phytophthora infestans T30-4
Lineage: Eukaryota; Oomycota; Peronosporomycetes; Peronosporales; Peronosporaceae
Product: Multidrug/Oligosaccharidyl-lipid/Polysaccharide (MOP) Flippase Superfamily
Exons: 1
Coding region: 1-1620 (539 amino acids)
Biological process (GO): transmembrane transport
Cellular component (GO): plasma membrane
Molecular function (GO): antiporter activity; xenobiotic transmembrane transporter activity
Source: RefSeq, a predicted model, not a curated record